GCUACUAAUCGACAUGGUCUCUAGUUGUUUUGUGUAGUGCUUGAACCCGUAAUCUCUGUUACACUGCAGCUGUAUCAAGUUUUGUGUUGAGAAGCAGAACUUUCAAAUAAUUGGGCUUAAAUCUCAAUAAAUUUACUCUGAUAUGUUAUGAAAUGGAAGGGAAUUACUUCGAUCUUGAUAUUCCUUUUGAAGCAAUGAACGCGCACCUCCUUGCACGCUUGGUUGAUUGUGGAUAUUACUAUGUGGCGGUCAGUCAGUCUGUAUCAGUAGAUGACUUCAAUUUCGAAGUUAAAUCAGACUCCACUACUAGGAAGAAAAACAAAGAAGAAAGACAAGCUAUGCGUCAGAACCUCACUGCUAAGUUAGAACCCCCUUCUUCAGAUGUUCUUCAAGCUUAUAUUAAUGAAAGUAGUAUGUUCAGAGCUUCCGUGUCGCCUUCUGCUAUAUCAUGUAAACCACGAAUAUUCACACGUUUGACUAUAUAUUGCAAUAAUGCUGAAAAUGCCGGUUUAUUCUUCCGUCAAUUUGAGGAUAAACUUGGUGCCUUCGAUGUUGUGAGUUUCUGUCCUACUUCCAAUAGCGCUUUUGCAUAUGCAUGUGAAAAGGCUGUGAACAUUGACCUUAUAUCUUUAGACCUUACAAAAUCAAGUGAAAUUCGACUGUUAAGUAAACAAUGCAAUUUGAUGAUGUCACGAGGUAUCCACUUAGAAUUCCAGCUUGCUCCAGUACUUCGAUCUUCCUCUGGAACCUAUAGCGCUCGUACAGUCUUAUCACAGUAUUUCAGCAGCUUACUCUGCAUAGCACGGAAGUCAUUUACAAAUAUGAUAGUCGUCAGUUCCGGGGCGUCAAGUGGGUGGGAAGUCCGUCGACCAGUGGCUGUAUCUGCAAUGCUUGGUUGUCUAGGUCUGCAACCUCAGGAGGCAACUCACUCUUGUCUUACCAAGGCGCCUUUUGCAGUAGUGACUCAUGGUCUUAUACGAAGCAAAACAGUACAUGGUGCAGCUGCACUGCUUAAACUUUUGUCUAUGCCAAAUGUAUCUUCUAUCGUUGUUAAACCUACUGUAAAUAAACAAACUACAGACGAAGCUAGUUGUGUAGAAGAUCAGUUACCUUGUAAGAAGAUAAAACUGACGCAGUAAUCCCUGUUUAUUAUUUUAUUACUUACAUAGGACGAAUAUUUCUUUAUGAGAGAAACACUGACAGAUUUUAUUCCAAAAAUAUCUUUCUUCUACUAAUUCCAUCAUUUUUCCAAAAUAAAUUAGGCACAGAUGUCAGUCGCUGAGAAGUAGGGUCGAAUAAUUCAAUACAUGUAAAUGUGGAA
This is a messenger RNA of Schistosoma guineensis, 1321 nucleotides long. The record is from the annotation of a GenBank genome assembly. NCBI's taxonomy places the organism in Eukaryota, Metazoa, Platyhelminthes, Trematoda, Strigeidida, Schistosomatidae.